AUGGAGGACCUGCUCAAAGCCCUCUCCUCUCCUUGUCCCCCAGAACUGAUUGCAGAUUUUGGGCAGCCCCAGAGUGAGGACACCAUCGAGGAGCAAGUCCAGGAGCUGCUGCUCUACGAACUGGGUUUCCUGGUCUGCAUGGCCAUCGGGCUUCUCUUCAUCAUCCUCGUGCCACUGGUGGGAUGCUGCUUCUGCUGCUGCCGCUGCUGCGGGAACUGCGGGGGCCGCCUGUACCAGAAGCAGGGGCGGCCGAAGGGGGGCAUUCGCUGGGAUGCUCUGGAAGCGGGGGCCCUGCAGCCUGGGGUCGGUGCGGGUGAAUUCGGAGGGUCCUGGGCUGGUGAUGUCUGCGCCUUCGUCAGCAACACCCGCUUCUCCCAGGCUGUGGUUGGCACCUUCCCCAUCCCCGGUGUGGAGCGGCAGCUGAAGGCACUGCGCGAUGUGUCUGGCUCCAACAUCGCGGCCAGCUUAGAGGAGGUUAACAGCACGCUGGACACCAUCCCUGCCAAGGUGCAAGAGCAGUCCCAGGACGUGGUGACAAAGGCCCAGGACCAGCUGGGCUUCAUCAGGCAGGAGAUCAGGAGCUUGCAGGAGCAGGUGCCACUGCUGGGUGUGGAGGAGAACGUCGGGGCCUUUGUGGGUAACGCCACAUCGAUGCUGGAGGAGUACAGGGAGCCGGUCAUCACCGUCGAUGGGCUCAGGUGGGGCGUGUGUGUCCUCCUGUGCUGCAUGGUGCUGCUGGUGGUCCUCUGCAAUUCCCUCUGGCUGCUGCUGGGGCCCCUGGGGCUGAAGGAGAGCAUGCUGCCCACCCAGCGCAGCAGCCUCUCCAACGCUGGCGGGAACUCUCUCAGCUCCCUCGGGGUCGGCUUCGGCUUCAUCUUCUCCUGGCUGCUGAUGCUGCUGGUGCUGAUCCCCUUUGUGCUGGGGGGGAACAUCUACAUGCUCGUCUGUGAGUCCUGGCGCAACCAGCAGCUCUUCGAGCUCCUGGACACCCCCGGCCUGAUCCCUGGCUUCAACCUCUCGGAGCUGCUGGGCCAAGAGGGUGGCACAGCAAACUUCUCGGAGAUCUACAGGCAGUGCCAGCGAGACACUGCCCUGUGGCAAACGCUGCACUUGGACCAGAGCGUGUCCCUGGACGAGCUCUUGAACAUCAGCCAGUACACAGGAGAGAUCUCCACAGCCUUCGAGAAGUUGACCAUCACCCUGAGCCCCAUCUCCCUGCUCAACCAGAGCCAGAGAGACUUGCUGCUGAACGCCAGCCGGGACGGGCAGCCCCCUGACUUCACCUCCACGCUGGAGCAGCUGGAGCAGAGCGUGACCCAGGGGAGCCUCCUGGAUCUGGCCGCAGAGCUGGAGCAGCUGGCAGACAAAGCGGAAGGGAACGUGACAGACGACCUCAAGGCUGAUGCUAGCAAGCUGAGGGAGCUAGAUGGGGAGAUGCAGACGAGCUUCUCUGGGCCGCUGCAAAGCCUGAAGGACAACAUCCACUUGGUGCAGAGCGGGGCUGCCCAGCUGGAGGCACAGACAAAAGCUGCGCUGGACAAAGCCAGUGAAACCCAGGAGUUCCUGGAGAGGGAGAUGGCAAACAUCAUCAAGAACGAGUCAUGGGCCUUCCUGGAGGAGCUGUUGGACUUCUUUGAGACCUACAUCUCGUGGGCCAAGAGCAGCCUGACGGGAGAUGUGGCACGUUGCAAACCCAUAGCUCAGAGCCUGGAUAAUGUGGAGGCCAUCGCCUGUGACUACAUCCUGGACUCUCUGAACGCCUUCUGGUUCAGCCUGGGCUGGUGCACCUUCUUCCUGCUGCCCAGCAUCAUCCUGUCCGUCAGACUUGCCAAGUUUUACCGCCGCAUGGACAUCGCCGAUGUCUACAGCCGCCGGCUGAGCUGGCUGCAGACACGGGCUCAGCUACUGGGGAAACUGGGGGGAACUGAAAUUGUGGCACGGGGAGCUGUGUGCCACCACGUCGGCGAGCGUGGGGAAUGA
Molecule: messenger RNA, 1980 nt
Organism: Opisthocomus hoazin
Lineage: Eukaryota; Metazoa; Chordata; Aves; Opisthocomiformes; Opisthocomidae
Source: RefSeq, a predicted model, not a curated record